Messenger RNA from Penicillium arizonense, 1413 nucleotides. RefSeq names its product fungal specific transcription factor domain-containing protein. Gene Ontology annotation, molecular function: DNA binding; zinc ion binding. The record is from RefSeq and is a predicted model, not a curated record. Gene Ontology annotation, biological process: DNA-templated transcription. The transcript has 7 exons. Bases 1 to 1413 code for a protein of 470 amino acids. NCBI's taxonomy places the organism in Eukaryota, Fungi, Ascomycota, Eurotiomycetes, Eurotiales, Aspergillaceae.
AUGCCUGCUCGCGAUGUCGCCAACACAAGAUCAAAUGCACCGGGGAAAGUCCAUGCCGCAAUUGUACACAACCAACGACUGUCAGGCGCGACUGAGGCAGCCGCAACACCGCAGUACUCCUCUGGAGUGAGAAAUUCACCAAGUGCCGCAAUUGUAGACCCUGAAUCUAUGCUGAUACAUGAUGAACAUGAGGAUGUCAGCAUGGUAAACCCUUUGUCCUCGGGGCCUCCCAAAUAUAUAACAGAUCCAGCCGGAAAACCCUAUUACCUUGGACAUACUUCAACUUGGUCUCUGACUAUUCGGCUCUUGAAUCUGACACACGAGGCAUUAUACAAGUGCCCUUUCCCAAGUGCUGCUAACGACAUCGACUCUAUGACCUACGAUUUGGAAUGGAACGGCCUGCGCAGUCAAGCCAUUCCCGAUAUCCGUGGACUUCCUGCAAUCGACCAUGCGCUCUUCCUCAUUAACGCAACUAAGUUCCAUACCGGGCAAAUGUUCCAUUUGUUCGAUGAGGCCAAAUUUAUGAAACAGUUCUACCACUUUUACGAAAACCCAGCGGAGAAUAUUCGUACGGCAGGACUGUGGCUUCCACAUUUCCUAGUCAUCAUUGCCCUUGGGAAGGCAUUUGUUGGGGCACAAAACCGCGGGAAUAUGCCACCCGGUUCUGAGCUUUUUAGAGCUGCUUUUAUGAUGCUCCCAGACUAUAGCUUUUUGUGGAAGGAUCCUUCUACCUCCGCAGAGAUUCUCUGUGCAUUCGCUUUGUACUUGCAGUCUAUUGACUGGAGAACCUCAGCACAUAACAUGGUUCAUGGUUACCACACGGAUCUUUCCACCCGAUCCACAAAUGAGCAAGAUCUGAUGCGAUGCCAGAAUAUCUGGUGGACUGUGUAUAUCCUCGAGCGCCAAAUUUCCGUGCUUAUGGGUACGCCUCUUAGCAUUAGCGACAAUGACAUCAAUGCCUCAUUACCUUUGCUUCCGGAUUCAUUGCUGAAAACAGCAACCCUCGUCAUUCAUGUCAAGUUGUCGAAGGCUCUUAGCCGCAUUAUGAAUGCCCUCUACAGAGAUAAAGGGGAUCUGGGAUCAACAUUUGUGAAAAGCACACAGGACGUUCUACAAAGAGUGGCGGACGUGGCCCCUGAACUCCGUGAAAACUUCCCGGUACCUGACCAAGAAGCCCUGAGCGGCAUCUCUCGAGUAGCAGGAUACUUAAAUUUGCUAUACCAUCAGUGUAUCAUGCUUGCUACUCGGCCGUUUUUGUUCAUGCUAGUUGAAAUUCGUGCCAAAUCAACGGACCCUCAGAUCCGAGUUCCCGCGCCUAUCCAAUUACUUCUACAAAUUUGUCUCGAAUCAGCAAAGAAGACCUCACAGAUUUUGGGAUCUCUGCAAGAGCAGAAUCUGUUAGGUAUCAACUAA